Leptopilina boulardi is the source of this 1981-nucleotide messenger RNA. RefSeq names its product DNA polymerase epsilon subunit 2 (gene DNApol-epsilon58). Gene Ontology annotation, cellular component: epsilon DNA polymerase complex. Gene Ontology annotation, biological process: DNA-templated DNA replication; error-prone translesion synthesis. Gene Ontology annotation, molecular function: DNA binding. The coding region runs from base 259 to 1824 and encodes 521 amino acids. The transcript is spliced from 4 exons. The record is from RefSeq and is a predicted model, not a curated record. Lineage: Eukaryota; Metazoa; Arthropoda; Insecta; Hymenoptera; Figitidae.
UUAAUUAUUACUGAGUAAUAUUAUAAAAUAUAAUAUUGAAAUAUAAAUAUUAUAAGUAAUGUGAAAAUUAAUUGUUUAUAUUGGAAUAUGGUCGGACAUGUUUAUUUUUCACAGCUGUCAAACAAAUUUGGAGGGAAUGCAAGAUUGUUUUCAUUAACCUCAAAAAAAAGACGCAAAAUUUCGAACAAGCUAUUAUAUUAUUUUUCUCAUUCUAAAAAAGUUUAAAUUAUAUAUAUUCUAUUAAAGAAGAAAUUAAUCAUGUCGAAUGAUGUUUUUACAAAAGAAGUGCAAACAAUGUUUUCAUUGUAUGGAUUAACUAUAACAAAAAGUUUAAGUGGCUAUGUUGCGAGACAAAUAACAAGAGGUAUACCAGAAGGUGAAAGAGAUCAAUUUCUCACUGGAAUUAUAGAACAAUUAUUAACACAAACAUUAAAAACACCAAAUGUUCAAAAAGAACACAUUAUCCUUGCAUUUAAUGAUUAUGUACGACCAACAACUUCAUUAAAAGAUACGGAAACAAUUUUUAAUGUCAUAAAUUCCUUUGACAUUCCUAAAGUACAAUACGAUAUUGGUAGAAGAAAAUUUGUAUUAAAAAAAAUUGACAAUGAUUUAUAUCCAGACGCUGAAUACAAAUCACUUAUAUUUAAAGAUCGACUUGAUUUACUUUAUCAUCGAACAUUAAGGCACGAUCAUUUUAAAAAUUCUAAAUUCGGUGAAUCCAAUGAUGGAAAAUUAGAAUUGGUACCAAUUGAAAAUUUACUUAGUGAAUCAAAAACUGACAAUGUUUAUGUAAUUGGCCUUUUAUCGCAACUCACCGAGGGUGAAUUUUAUUUAGAGGACAAUUAUGGAAACGUUAAAUUGGAUCUUAGAAAUGCAGAUUUUCAGACAAGUCUCAUUAUGGAAGGUUCAAUUGUAAUUGCAAGCGGUAAUUAUUCGGAUAAUAUAUUUAAAGUGGAAAAAAUUGGAUUUCCACCGUCGGAGCCAUCGGAAAAUUCUCGAAUAUCAUUUGGUACUGUCAAUACAUUUGGUGGUUUACAUCCAACAUCAUUAAAAUCAUCUGAAAAAUUACAUGAACAUGAAAUUCUUUACAAGGAUAUGUUUAUUUUUUUAUCUGAUUUUUGGAUCGAUGAUAUUCGUGUUCUUGAGAAAUUUAAAGAGAUAUUAAAUGGUUUCUCUGAUUCACCACCAAUUGCAAUAAUAUUAUUUGGCAAUUUUCUCAGUUUUCCACCAAAUGCAACGAGUGUACAAAAAUUGAAAGAUGGUUUUAAAAAUCUCGCCGAUAUAAUAACACAGCAUCAUGGUAUAAUGGAAAUGACAAAUUUUGUAUUAGUUCCCGGUCCAUUUGAUCUUGGUGCACCGAAAAUUUUGCCAAGAGCACCAUUACCAAAAUCAAUUGUCGCCGAUUUUAUUAAACGUAUAUCUCAUGUACAUCUUGCUACAAAUCCAUGUAGAAUUCAAUAUUGUACUAAGGAAAUUGUCAUUUUUAGAGAAGAUAUUUUAACAAAACUUUGUAGAAAUACUCUCAAAUUUCUUGACACUGAUAAUGUUUAUGAACACUACGCAAAAUCGAUAAUUAGUCAAUCACAUUUGGUUCCAUUGAAUCUUCAAGCGAUGCCAAUUUAUUGGAAAUACGAUCAUGCACUACAACUUUUUCCCACUCCAGAUCUUAUUGUUGUCGCUGAUUCAUUUCCCGCGUACAAAACAGAAUUUUCACAAUGUCAUGUUAUAAAUCCAAGUUCAUUUUUGAGAUCCGGUUUCAGUUUUCAAACUUAUGAGCCCGCUGAACUUUUUGAAAAACAAAUUACAGACUGUCAAAUUGAUUAGAAAAAAAAAUCGACGUAAGUAAAUUUUUAAAUGAGUUUUUUAAAAACUUAAUUUUUUUUGGGGAGGGGAAAUUAAAGAACAAGAAAGGACAAAUGUAAAUUAUGUACAGCAUUUAUUUUUCACUUUUUUUUUUUGGAUAUAAUAAACUCUUUUUUUU